This is a messenger RNA of Bursaphelenchus okinawaensis, 2738 nucleotides long. Lineage: Eukaryota; Metazoa; Nematoda; Chromadorea; Rhabditida; Aphelenchoididae. The record is from the annotation of a GenBank genome assembly.
AUGGCUGACAGUGCUACAGCAUUAGCGAGUGAGUUCAAGAAACCAUCUUAAGUUACCCAUACCGUUACACCAAGUAGACUUUUUUUAGUAAUGCGACAAGUUUACACUGUUCCGGUGACAUUAAUUACCUAUAACAACCACGUAAUAUUACCAAUAAAGAUCACUUUCAUUAGAGUUUAAUCAAAAGUGUACAAAAUGUACCUCUAUUUUGCUAACUUGACCUUUUUCUAUGCAGUUUUGACCAAGAUAACCAUAAAAAUUUAUAUUUAUAAACAUAAAAUACGAAAUAUAAAAAAAUGAUUUAAGACGACAACUUGGUUACAUCACCAAUCUGCGCGGUUUGUGGAGACGCUGGAGCCAAGACCCACUAUGGAGUCACGUCUUGUCUCGGCUGCAAAGGCUUCUUCAGACGAGCCCUAAAGAAGGCCGAUCAGUAUGAAUGUCUCAACUCCAACAACUGUGUCAUCAACAAAAGUAAACCCAUUCUGUCCAAAUUCAAAUUUUUAGAUUUUCGGAAUUCCUGCAGAGCGUGCCGACUUCAGAAAUGCCUAAACGUCGGAAUGGACCCUGGAGCUGUCCGUCCCGACCGUGAUUUCACCGGAAAACAACAAAACAUUCGGAUUCAGUCCAGUCCACGACAAAACAAGCCUGGACCGUCCAAACAAACAACCCCAGACUCCAAAGAAGAACGAUGGAAGAAGAUACCGGUCGAGUAUCGCACUAUAAUGAUGAAUCUUCUGAAUAUAGAUGCCCUAGUGACCAGUGGCGACACUUCAAAAGACCCGUCCCAGCUGUACCCGCUGAAUGUAAACUCAAUCCGGGACAUCAUCGCAGACCCUUCCAAAUUAAAAGGGAAACGAACAGAAGUAAGAAUUAAUUAAUAAUCGGUUGAAAGCGAUGACUAACACGUUAAUAUUCGUCACAGAAAAUUCGUAAAUCAUUAACUACAAAUACUCACUAAAGCAAUAUUCUAUGUCAUACAAACUAAAACGAUUAUAUUAAUCACACAGAUUGCAGAAAUACUUACUAAUCUGACACUCACCAUUCCAGAUGAGAUACGAACCCUACCGAAUGGCCAGAAACGAAGAACUUCUAGGUGUGGUCAGUAGACGCCUCGUAGCCGCCAUUGACUGGGUCGAGACUCUUUCAGAAAUUAUGGGCGGCCUAGAUAUUGAGGAUAAGAUCGCCUUAGUCAAAGGUGGUUUUGGUGUAUUGAUGUUGUUUAAAAACGCGGCUAAAACAUCUAUAGUUACUGAGAAAACUGACAUCUUGUGUGUUUGUAACUUUGCUUACGUACCAAGAAAUAUGGCUACUGCUUAUGGAGAUUCAUAGUAAGUUAUUUGCUUUGUAUUACUUUAUCCAUAGAGUUGGUAUGUAGUUAGAAGUUUAUAGGUAUUUUUUGUUGUAAUUGCUUGAAAUUCAGGCCAAUUGAAACUGACCUUAUUUUGUAUUGUUUAGUCACUUAGACAACGGGUUAGUAGCCAGGAUUCUAGAUGAAGUCGUCACACCGUACCGAAAGCUACGACUGACAGAUGAAGAAAUUGUUUGUAUGUGCGCUAUAUCCGUAUUAAACCCAAGUAAGUUUACAAAAAAUAGAAUAUAACAAAAAAGUUUCAAAAUUUGAGUUAUCUUAUACCUAAACAUUGCUAAAACCUCUAAAACAAGCUCCUAUUUUAGAUAACAUAAUUUUAAAUCUUUCCGAUCAAAAACUACUUUAACUUUUUAAACCUGUACAUAACCAACAUACCUUUAGUGGCCCGUGGAAUCUCAGACGAUGGUUACGAGAAGGUCCUGACGCUACGCAACAAGAUUCACGACACCUUGUUCAUGAUAAUGAAGGAUGUGAAUGGAAGUCAGAAUCCAAGUUCUCGCUUUGGAAAUCUUCUGUUAUCAAUUCCAAUCCUAACGGGCAUGGCCAAUUCCGUCUACGAAAACAUUCGAUUCGCCCAAACCUUCUCCACCCUCGGUCGGAUCCCCUUGUUGAUCUCUUUGUUCGGCUGUUUCCCGGUGGAGCCAUUUCUCGAAGAACCACCUAAAGUAAUAUGUAAAUCGACAGAAACACAGACAGAUCACGCAUGUGUUGUAAGUUUAUGGAUUGGUAAAAGAUGUAAAAGAAAAUGCAAAAAAAACAAAAAAAAAUAAAAACAAUAUUUUGUAUUUCAAAAUAUUUCGCACAUCUUAUACGAGGGCGCAGACGAAACAAGUUUUUUCGCUCUUUGGUCGAUUUUUCAACUGAUAUUCGCCAAAUACAAAAAAUAAGAUAAAAAAAUAGUUAAUUUAACAAUAUUAUGUUAACUUAUAGAAGAAGAAGUUACUGAAGCGUAGAUUACCGUCAGCUCUUACGAAUCCUGUAGAGAACGAUCGGAAUCAGGAGUUUAGAUUACUCCAACCGCCGUGUUCCUACACGUUAACCGAAAUGUUUGACGACAUAAUCAAUGCUAAUCUCAAGAAGUUAAAACCUCAAGUAAGUUGUUUUAAAUCGUUAUUGGGGCGUUAGUUGUGAGGAAUCUGACCUUUUCUGUCGAAAAAAGCCAAAAUAUGUCAUUUAGGCAGCAAAUUACCAUACAGUACCAGCAAUGUAUUUUUCUCAAUCAACUAAAUCAGAUACUCCAACUUCUUCAAAAGCCAACGAAUAUUCGAGUAGUUCUGUAGCCUCAUCCUCAACAUGUCAGUCUUUGCUUGAAGUCCAGCCUUCUACCUCAGCCUCUAACAACUUAAGUAGGCAUGUACAGCUCUAA